UGCAGCCAACCAAGCAAUAAGCACGGCUCCGCUGCACAGACAAUGAUGAGGUGAGAACUUUAUUGGUCUUUCUAGAUCACCACCGCAGCUUCCGCCCUACUUCCGCGCUAUUCGAUUGCGCAUCGCCGAUUCGACGGGCUCCUAUUUAUUUAUUCCGUCUUAUCCUGGGAAGGGGACAUUGAUUGUCGUUCCAGGAGAAGCGAAAUUGGACCAACGGCCCUGAUUGCACAGAUUCGCAAUGUUGCGGCACAGUUCACGAUAAACACGCUAUAACAAUAUUUCUUGACGCAUCGACUCUUGCCUUUAUCAAUCCAUCUCUACGCGACAUGCCAAGUCGCCUGGAAUGGAAGAUCCGUGGGGUUCGCCGUGGGCUGCAGACUCUCCGGCUAAGAUAGAACUCCCAGUCGCGCCCCAGAAUGCGCACUUCUCAGCCGACCAUCUGUUUCCUCGACGAAACUCUCGUUCGCCAGCGCCGUCGCGAUCGCGGUCACCGGCAUGGGAAGAUGACGAUGCUUGGGGCGGGUGGAAUGGCGGUGAUGCUAGCGGCAGCGGUAAGGAAAGCCCCGGAUGGGGGAGAAGCCCUGGGCUGAAGCCGCUGCAAGGCGCACCGUCGGUGAGGUCGAUAUCACCGGAUCCUUGGAAAGAUGUGGCCUUGAAACGGCUAGACACGACGGCGCUAGAAAAUGAAGAAAGGAAGCCAAGAGAGAGGAGAGCUUCUGAGGCUUCGGGCGACGAUCGAGUCGUGGAUUCUGCAAUUAGCCUUGGGGAUGAACAUGAAUUACAGAAAGAGGAGGAUUUAAAGAAUGAUAUUCCCGUCGUGGUGCCGCCAUUGGAUAUUGAUGCCACGGAGGAGGCAUGGCCCGUUGAAGCAGCGCCGGAAGCGCCGGCACCCGAGGUGGUGAUUCCGGCUAUUCAACUUGAACAACCAGACUUUCCUCCUGAUACUGGAGCACCAGUACCUGCGGCUAUCCAACUCGAACAACCAGACUUUUCUCCUGACACUGAGGCACCAGUACCUACUGCUGUCGAUGACAAAGAGCAAGAUGAGGCGCUAUUCACGGCCGAGGAGCCUGCUCGGAAGGAGGAAGACACUGCUCCUCAUAAUAGCGUUGAGGUAGAAGAGGAACAACAACCAAUUCCACCUGUUGAAGUGAUUGAGGAUGAGGUGGCCAUUUCGGGACAAGAAAUUGCUCAACCUCCAUUUCAUGUUGAGAGCGAGAUUGUCGCAGAAAAUGAGCGCCAGCAGCAGGAACCCUGGGAUGAUAUUCCGCCAGUGCCAAUUGUGAGCGAACCCAACGUCUUACAAACAUUCACCACCCCUUUCGAGUCCGACGUUGUGGAACGCCCUGCAUCUCAGACGUACUCAAAGAUUCACUUUCCCAUUGAUCUUGCCAAGCUUGACGAUUUGUUUCCGUCGACGCCGCCCAUUAAGACAGAACCAGAACUCGUUCCAGACGUCAUCAUCGACGACACCUUUGGUUUAAGCAAUGAACGCAGAGCGUGGUACCGAAUCUCCCGUUAUGGGUCGAAGAGGAAGCACGAUUUGGGAGGUGAUGAGAAUUACGUACGCGUUAGCUGGUCCAAGUCACAAAUACGGGAGCGUACCACCCAGACUGUGAGGAGAUGGAUGGAAGAGGACUCAAUUACUGGGCGAGUUGUUCUGGGAAGACGACUUGGUGGAUCUGGUGCAGUCAUGUUCAAUUGGAAUUCACCAGCGCCUCAAGUGGAAAUUGGAGAGUUCCUGGGAAGGCAUUCAAGAAACUCAUCUUUGACCGUGCAAUCGCCAGUCGCAUCGCCUACUGCAUCGUCAUUCGCCUGGGCUAGCAGCGUCCCAUCAUCGCCAGCGGUUUCCAGACAUCCUUUAGCCAAUGAGCUCACACGAGGAGAUGCACAAGAAGUGCAUUCACCAAAAGAACCCAAAGCGGACUCAGCUCGGCAAUCCUUGUCUCUUGAUCCGCCGCCUCAGCAUACCCGGGCGCAUAUUCCCUCGCCAAUUCAGAUUCCUCCCACUUACCCCAUCAACAAAGAGGACGAUGACGACUGGGGCGAGAUGAUGACUGCUACACCGACCACUACCAUGUCAUUUGAGGACGAAGACACCGUCAGCAACCGCCACAGCAUUCCUCCUCAGUCUUCCCUCCAGUUUGAAACAGUGUAUGAAAGUCCCAAUCUCCUUGCAUCAAAGAUCGAAAAAGCUCCGAGCAAGCGGCCCUUUUCAUGGCACUUGGGACAGACGCUCAGCAAACCCUUUAAACGAGGGGGCAAGACGCCUUUGACACCAGCGUUCCCUAGCCCUCUCUCCAAACCAAUGACACCACCUCAGGUCACUCCUACUCGCCAUACCCAUACCAUGUCUGCCGACACGUCACUUGUCCAUCCAUCAUCUCCCAGGCCUAGCUUGAGUGUGGCGGAUGAAGAGACCGUGGCCAGACUUUUAAAUGACAUCCCUGAUCUUACAUAUAUGUUGCGCUGAUACGGAAGUAAUAUGAGGGUUUCGUGUUGAAUAUUCGAUCCCUGGAGGAUUUUGAACAAUAUUGGUGAUGAUAAUAGCAUACGGACAUAGCAAGGCGUAUUAUUUGGAUUACGUAGAUUAUCUUGAUAGUGUGUACCCUGGAAGGAACAGCUUUUGGAUAUUCCGCAUCAAUAUAGAAGUUUAUAUAUUUUUGAUAAUCUCUUAUAAAUCUAUCAAGG
Molecule: messenger RNA, 2691 nt
Organism: Trichoderma harzianum CBS 226.95
Lineage: Eukaryota; Fungi; Ascomycota; Sordariomycetes; Hypocreales; Hypocreaceae
Exons: 1
Coding region: 344-2473 (709 amino acids)
Source: RefSeq, a predicted model, not a curated record